AUGGCUUCAGACAAGGGCCAGGGAUCCGAUUAUCAAUACCCGGUCACCCAUUUGCCUGACCUAGUGCCACGACGCGCGCUGCGUAACAACUCCAGCGGUCUGUUUCUCGACGCAGAGGCCCUGGAGCGUUUCAAGAUCAGGGAGAUUUGCGAAGGAUGGGGAGUGUAUCGGGACGCGGCCGAGUGGACCGAAUAUCGCUCCAUGUUCUUUGACGAUGCAUUCAUCGUCACAUCCUGGAAGCAGGGCACCAUCGACGAAUUCAUCGCAGCAUCUUCCGAUGGCUUUGACAAGGGGCACAGUUUCAUGUACAUACUGCACCGCAUCAAUGGCCACUCGGUCGACAUUGAUCCCGAACUUCGUCGCGCCGGCUGCAAGAUGAAGGCCACCAUCACGGCCAGGUUCACCUUUGAUGGGAUCGAGAUGGAUCUCGACACUGACUGUCGCUUCUAUUACUUCUUGGAGAAGCGUGCCAACAGGUGGGGCGUGGUCCAUUUCACCUUGCUCUUCGACAAGGACCGCUUCCAUCCCGUGAACCCGAGCAGGGUCUACCACAUCCCGGAGGACGAGGUGGCUGGGUUCCCCCCGGGUUACAAGUACCUCGCGUGGGCGGAAACCAAGAUUGGAUGCCCGCCAAGACUGGACUUGGACAGCCACGGGCCAGAGAAGGAGGUUCUCCACCGCAAGUACGAGCAAUGGUUGGAAGGGAAGAGUAUUAGCUUGAGAGUUUAG
Aspergillus thermomutatus is the source of this 729-nucleotide messenger RNA. RefSeq lists its product as uncharacterized. NCBI's taxonomy places the organism in Eukaryota, Fungi, Ascomycota, Eurotiomycetes, Eurotiales, Aspergillaceae. The transcript has 3 exons. The record is from RefSeq and is a predicted model, not a curated record. Bases 1 to 729 code for a protein of 242 amino acids.